AUGCGUUUAACACAGGCUCAAAUUGAGCAUUUACAAAACAACACAAAGGGUAUCAGAAAUAUAUGUAUUCUUGCCCAUGUUGAUCAUGGUAAAACAUCGCUUUCCGACUCUUUAUUGGCAUCUAAUGGUAUUAUAUCUCAGCGUCUGGCUGGUAAAGUGAGGUACUUGGAUUCCCGGCCUGAUGAGCAGUUAAGGGGAAUUACUAUGGAGUCUUCUGCCAUUUCGUUGUACUUUAAGACAAUUCACAAAGAAAGAAAUAAAGAUGGCAAGGACGAUCAGAGUGAAAUCAAAGAGUAUCUCAUAAAUUUAAUUGAUUCGCCUGGCCAUGUCGAUUUCUCUUCUGAGGUAAGCAUCGCUUCUAGACUUUGCGAUGGUGCGGUGGUCUUGGUUGAUGUUGUCGAAGGUGUCUGCUCACAAACUAUUACUGUUCUCAGACAGUGUUGGGUUGAUAAGCUUAAGCCUAUUCUUGUCCUAAAUAAGAUCGAUAGAUUGAUCACUGAGCUUCAGAUGACUGCAUCCGAAGCUUAUUAUCAUCUUUGCAAAGUUAUUGAGCAAGUAAACUCUGUUAUUGGAUCGUUCUACGCUGGCGAAAGAAUGCAUGAUGACUACCUAUUCAGAGAAAAAGUUGACAAGGGUGAAGCUGAAGCUACGGAGUUUGUUGAAAAGGACGACACUGAUAUCUAUUUUUCUCCAGAGAAAAAUAACGUUAUAUUUGCUUCGGCUCUGGAUGGAUGGGGGUUCAAUGUUGCACAAUUUGCUGUUAUAUACGAGAAGAAAUUGGGAAUUCCUAGGGAAAGAUUACAGAAGUGCCUUUGGGGUGACUAUUAUUUUGACCCUAAAACCAAGAAAGUUCUUACACCAAAGGGUUUAAAAGGAAGAAACUUGAAGCCAAUGUUUGUUACUUUUGUUUUAGAUAACAUUUGGUUUGUUUAUAGUGUGUCUGUUGUCAAUAGGGAUCAGGAGAAACUGGAGAAGGUGGUCAAGUCGCUCAAGAUUAAGAUUCCUCUCAGAGAGUUGACCUCCAAAAAUUCGAAGCAGCUCAUUAACACAAUUAUGAGCCAAUGGAUUCCUGUUUCUAAUGCGGUUCUCCUCACUGUUGCCGAUAAGUUACCGUCUCCUUUGGAUUCGCAGAAGCAAAGAAUUCAAAGUAUUUUGGACUCUACGCCAAGUUCAGGACUUAUUGAUUCCAAUCUCAAGCAGAGUAUGAUUGAAUGCGAUACGGGGGGUAUCUUAUCUUGCUAUGUUUCGAAAAUGCUUUCAAUACCAGAGAAGGAUCUUCCUGAGAACCAACGCGAAGCCGUAAGUCAGGAUCAGUUGGCUGAGCGUGGUAGACAGGCACGUAUUGCUGCUGCCGAAGCUGCGGAGGCUGCAAAAAGGAUGGAAGAAGCUGCUAAGGAGAAGUCUGAUUUAUAUUCUCGUGCUAAUGAUACCACGACUAUUACAGAUGAGUUCGAGUUUGAAUAUGAGGAAGAGGAAGAAACAGAAAACGCUGAACUAGAGGACAAAUCUGAGAAGGAUGUGUUGAUUGGAUUUGCCAGAAUUUAUAGCGGUACGAUAAGUGUUGGCGAUGAGGUCUGUGUGCUCAAACCGAGAUUCAAUCCUUCCAAGCCCACGAAACAUAUCUCGAAAGCAAAAAUAGCCAGUCUUUACUUGUUAAUGGGCAAAAACCUAAUUCCAUUGAAGACGGUUCCUGCCGGAAAUAUUGUUGCCAUAGGGGGAUUGGCGGAUCAUUUGUUGAAGAGUGGUACUCUAGUAUCCCUAGGAGUGCUUGGUGUCAAUUUGGCAGGUAUUGAUAUCACCCCACCACCGAUUGUGAAAGUUGCUCUUGAGCCGGACAACCCUGCUCAAAUGGACAAGCUCGAAAAGGGUUUAGAGUUACUUAAUCAGGCUGAUCCUUGUGUGCGAACAUACGUUGAAGGUACGGGAGAACAUAUUUUGGCUACAGCAGGUGAAUUACAUUUAGAGAGAUGUCUGAAGGACUUAAGAGAGAGGUUUGCUGGCAUUGAAAUAACAGCUUCGGAGCCCGUUAUUCCUUAUAGGGAAACUAUUGUAUGUGAAACAGAGAUGAACAGUCCUAAGAAUCCGGCAUUAGGUAGAGGUGUGUUUCAGCUCACUCUCGGUAGGUACAGAGUUACUUUUGCAACACGCCCAUUGCCCAAAGAAGCUAUGGUUUUUCUUUCCAACAACCAGAAUACUGUUAGAGAGAUGCAGGGCUCAUUUGAUAAAAGGGAGGAGACUUCCGAAGAUGAGGAUGAGGAGUUUGGCCAAUUAGAGUUUCCAGAAGCUAAUUCUGUGACUCUGAGUAAAGAAGAGUUUAAGGAAAAGCUAGGAAUAGCUUUAGAGACCGGAAAUAAGUCGAAAAUCAAGGAUGACUUUUUGUGGUCACAUUCCUUAGUGGAAAGGAUCUCUGCUUUUGGACCGAAACGAAUUGGCCCUAAUAUCUUAUUUGAUUGUAAAGAGCACCAGAUCCGAAGGCUUUUUGAAGAAUCUAGUCAAAAUUCCGGUUCAGCUAGAUUUGAAUAUGAGUAUAGUCUAUUUAGCGGGUUCCAGUUGGCUGUCUUUGAAGGUCCAUUAGCAGCAGAACCUGUUCAGGGCAUUGCAGUUUUCAUCAAGUCCAUCGAACAAGUGGAUGCCGAUGAAGUAGUGGAGGUUUCUAACCUUUCUGGAAGACUUAUUUCUGCUUCAAAGGAUAUCAUUCACAAAGGUAUUUUAGAUUGGUCUCCUAGACUUAUGCUUGCGAUGUAUGUUUGUGACAUUCAAGCAUCUGCAGAAGUCUUGGGUAAAGUUUAUGCUGUUGUGCAAAAGAGGAGAGGUUCGAUAGUAAAAGAAGAGAUGAAAGAAGGUACUCCUUUCUUUACCGUGACUGCCAAAAUUCCGGUGGUGGAAGCAUUUGGCUUUAGUGACGAUAUUAGAAAACGAACGUCUGGAGCUGCUUCUCCACAAUUAAUGUUUGCAGGAUUUGAUGCCAUUGAUGUGGAUCCAUUCUGGUCCCCUACUACAGAGGAAGAAUUGAAGGAACUAGGCGAAAUUUCUGAUAAGGAAAACAUAGCCAGAAAGUACAUGAACGCUGUUAGGACCAGAAAGGGCUUGUUUGUGGAUGAGAAGGUUGUGAAAAAUGCAGAAAAGCAGAGAACGUUGAAGAAGGACUGA
This is a messenger RNA of Brettanomyces nanus, 3150 nucleotides long. RefSeq lists its product as uncharacterized. Bases 1 to 3150 code for a protein of 1049 amino acids. Gene Ontology annotation, cellular component: ribonucleoprotein complex; cytosol. The record is from RefSeq and is a predicted model, not a curated record. The transcript has a single exon. Gene Ontology annotation, molecular function: GTPase activity; ribosome binding; GTP binding. Gene Ontology annotation, biological process: cytosolic ribosome assembly. NCBI's taxonomy places the organism in Eukaryota, Fungi, Ascomycota, Pichiomycetes, Pichiales, Pichiaceae.